GGUGGCGAAGCUCCGCGGGAGCGGCCGCCCCGGACCGGGCCGAGCCGAUGCCGGCGGCCGAGCCCGCCGCCGCCGGAGCCAUGUCCCAGCCCGAGGCGGAGCGGGCGGGCGGCGGCUCCGCUCCGGAGCCGGAGCCGGGGGCCGGGCCGGGGCCGGGGCCGGGGCUCCCCGCGCGGGCCCCCCACCGCAGCCGCGGCCGGCGGCCCUCGGGGCGCGACUCCCGCCGCGCCUCCUCCCGCUUCAACCGGCGGAGCUCGGCCGAGCUGGAGCUGCUGGGCUACCCGGCGCCGGGCGGGGGGCGCGGGGGGUCGCCGCCGCCGCCGCCGGGCGCCGCGGGGCACCGGGAACCGGAGGAGACGGAGAGCGAGGAGGUGGAGACGCGCGCGGUCGCCACCUCCCCCGACGGCCGGUUCCUCAAGUUCGACAUCGAGAUCGGCCGCGGCUCCUUCAAGACCGUCUACAAGGGGCUGGACACGGAGACCACCGUGGAGGUGGCCUGGUGCGAGCUGCAGACGCGGAAGCUGUCGAAGACAGAGCGGCAGCGGUUCAGCGAGGAGGUGGAGAUGCUGAAGGGGCUGCAGCAUCCCAACAUCGUCCGCUUCUAUGACUCCUGGAAGUCAUCCAUCAAAGGCCAGAUCUGCAUCGUGCUCGUCACAGAGCUCAUGACGUCUGGCACCCUGAAAACCUAUCUGAAGCGGUUCAAGGAGAUGAAGCUGAAGGUGCUGCAGCGCUGGAGCCGGCAGAUCCUCAAGGGGCUGCAUUUCCUGCACACCCGCUCCCCCCCCAUCAUCCACCGCGACCUCAAGUGCGACAACAUCUUCAUCACGGGCCCCACCGGCUCGGUCAAGAUCGGGGACCUGGGCCUGGCCACGCUCAAGCGAGCCUCCUUCGCCAAGAGUGUCAUAGGCACCCCCGAGUUCAUGGCGCCAGAGAUGUACGAGGAGAAGUAUGACGAGGCGGUGGACGUCUACGCCUUCGGGAUGUGCAUGCUGGAGAUGGCCACCUCGGAGUACCCCUACUCCGAGUGCCAGAACGCCGCCCAGAUCUACCGCAAGGUCACCUCGGGCCUGAAGCCCAGCAGCUUCUACAAGGUGAAGGUGCCAGAGCUGAAGGAGAUCAUCGAGGGCUGCAUCCGCAUGGACAAGAACGAGAGGUACACCAUCCAGGACCUGCUGGAGCACUCCUUCUUCCAGGAGGACACGGGAGUGCAUGUGGAACUGGCUGAGGAGGAUGACGGCGUCAAGUCUGGGCUCAAACUCUGGCUGCGCAUGGAUGACACGAAGAAGCUGCAUGGCAAGUACAAAGACAACAACGCCAUCGAGUUCCUCUUUGAGCUCUACAAGGAUGUGGCAGAGGAGGUGGCCCAGGAGAUGGUGGUCCUGGGCUUCGUCUGCGAGGCUGACUACAAGCUGGUGGCCAAGGCGGUGCGGGACCGUGUGGUCGCCAUCAAGCGCAAGCGAGAGAAGCUGAAGCGUGCCCAGGACAUGCUGUCGCCUGCAGAGCCAGAGCAGCCGCCGGGUGUCCUGCAGCUGCUGGAGGAGCUCAAGUCCCCGCUGCCGCCUGGCGUCCCUGUGCCUGCCCCAGCCACCCCCGGCUCUGGGGACUCUGUCUUCAGCAGCACCUUCCCCCCGGAGCCCGAGGAGCCCGAGGCUGACCAGCACCAGCACUUCGCCUACCGGCACACCAGCUACUCCUCGGCCACCUCUGACUGCGAGACGGAUGGCUACCUGAGCUCUUCUGGCUUCCUGGACUCCCCGGACCUGGCCCAUCACAGCUUCUCGGUGGGGGAUCCUGCCAGCCCGCCGCCCACCCGCCCCAUACGCUGCUUCCCCACGAGCAUCGCGGUGCAGCUGCCCACCGAGCGCCUGCCCCCAGCCAGCGGCUUCUCCUCCCCAGUGGACAGCUAUGCCUCAGAUGUGGCAUCUGGCAUGAGCGACAGCUGCGAGGGGCUCUCGGCUGGUGAGCGGAGCGCCAAGCUGCCGCCCAAGCGGGCUUCAGGAAAGCUGCUGCGGCGCCGAGCCCGGUCCAGGCUGCGCAUCACCAACAUCUCCGACAAGAACGACCGGGUGGUGGAGUGCCAGCUGCAGACCUACAACAACAAGAUGGUGACCUUCAAGUUUGACCUGGAUGGGGACAAUCCGGAGGAAAUCGCGGCCGUCAUGGUCCACAACGAGUUCAUCCUCAAGUCGGAGCGGGACGGCUUCAUCCACCGCAUACGGGACAUCAUCCACCGCGUGGAGACCCUGCUCCGCAAGGACGGGCGCAGCACCACCGAGCUGCCCGAGAGCCCUGAGGCUGACCGUGGCGCGGGCAGCCCCGCGGACCUGCAGCUGCUGGAGCUCUCGCGUUCCAUCUCCUCCUCGUCCUCGCUCAGUGACCUGGGCUGCACCAGUCCCAGCCUCUCGGUCCAGUCCCCCAUCCUGCCGUCGCUGAGCAGCUCCCCAUUGGAGAAUGACCUUGUCAGCCCCACAGAGCUGCCGGCAGCCCCAGCGCAUGAGCUGCAGCAGACGCUGAUGGGCUCCCCCACAGGCUCCAUGCAGACCUGGCCCCUCGUCUCAACGGCUCCCUCCUGGCUGACGGCUUCACCGGCAUUCCCGCAGACCCCCCCAAGCACCCCGGGGGGGCCUGUCCCACCAGCCCUGUCCCAAGCCCUUCUGUCCCCACUGCCACUCCCCACAUCCCCUGUCCCCAGUGGGCCCAGCAACCCCCUGAGCCCAGCUGGGACCAGCACGUGCUGGUCCCCCACCACCCCCCUCCUGUCCCUGGCCAACGUCUUCUCCCUGGCAGUGAUGAGCGUGGCCCACACGCUGCUGCCCACCGUCUCCUCCAUUGCUGGCUCCGGCGGGCACCUCUACCCCCCACUGCUGCCACGGCCACAGAGCCUUGUCCUGGGGCCCCCGCGCUUCGUCUACCCUGACCCUGCCAGCAUGGCCAAGUCAGCCCCGGCCCGUGGUGGGACCCAGGAGUCAGCGGGGGCUGAUGUCCCCACUGCUGGGGUGCCCAUGCCAUUCCCUCCCCCGGCACCAGCCUCGCCAUGCCCCGCAGGCAGCGAGGCUGCAAGGAGUCUCCUGCCAUCACUGAGCACAUCUACGCCGGGGAGCCCGGAGGGUAGUGCGGUGCAGCCUGGCUCCCCCAAGCCCAGCCACUCGCUCAUUGUCUCAGAGUCGCCAGCCUCUGGCGUGCCCAAGGCCCGGCUCUCGCCCAUCAACGAAGGUGAGGUGGGGAAGGGCCAAGGCUGCGCCAUAUGGCCCCUGUCUGUGCUGGGGCACCGCGAUGUCCCUGCUAGCCCAUGGGCCCUGAACCCCACCAACUGUCCCCUGUCCCCAGCAGAAGCCAAGCCCCAGAUCCUGGGCCGGUUCCAGGUGACACCGACCAAGGACCCGGACGCGACCUCCCCGCUGCCAGGCAGCAGCGAGGGCACCGGUGAGGGUGAGCAGUGUGGCACGGAGCCGGCGGUGAGCAGCUCCCCACUGCCCGCAGCCCCUGACACAGGGGGCAGCUCAAGCAGCGACUCGGACUUGGCACUGGAGAUGGCAGAGCAGGACCCCGAGGCUGAGGAGGCGCUGGCCAAGGAGGGCACGGUGGUGCCGGCGGAGAGCGACCGGGAGGGCCCCGGGGAGGAGGGCGCAGAGAGCGCGCCGCAGGCGGUGCUGAGCCAGGUGUGGCUGAGCUACUCCCGCAGCUUGUCCUACCUGAGCAGCGAUGACACGGAGAGCGAGGACGAGGAGAUCUGGGAGGAGCUGCAGAACCUGCGCCAGAAGCACCUGGCUGAGGUGCAGCUGCUGCAGAGUGCCCAGAAGAAGGAGAUCGAGGAGCUGUACCUGCGGAUGGGGAAGCAGCCGCCGCUGGGCAUCGUCUCCCCUGCUGCCAUGCUCUCCAGCCGCCAGCGACGCCUCUCCAAGGGCAGCUUCAACCCCUCCCGCCGCAACAGCCUGCAGCGCCUGGAGCUGGCGCAGCCCCCAGGCAUCAUGCGCCGUAACUCGCUGAGCGGCAGCAGCACCGGCUCGCAGGAGCAGCGGCUGAGCAAGGGGGUGACCUUCGCUGAUGACUUCGGCCGGAUGUAGCCAGCUGGCCAGGAGUGACCUCAUGAACUACCUCAACCAAGUGCCUGCUGCCCAAGGGGUGGGUGAGAGCCUCUGUGCCUCCUGGGAGGACAGCACCGGCCCUGGGGGCAACCAGCGCCCUCGGGCUGAGCCAGCUGGGUGCCUGGCCCCUGCCUUGGCCCCUGUGCCCCUUGGCUAUGCGCCCGCGGCAGGAUACCUGCUGCCUCUGUAUCAGAGGGAGGGCAGGCCUGUCCCAUGCUUGUCCUCCCAUCUCCUCCCUCCUUGUGCCCCCUGGCCCCCUCCCUGCCGUUCCCAGCCCGUUUGCUCAAGCUCGGCCCCAGCUGCAGGACACAUGCAAGGCGCCGCCAUCCUUCAUGGCUUUAUUCUGAGCUGAACCCACGCAGGCAGAACCGGGCCCCGCUGGUGCCCUGCCCUGAGCAGAACCACCUCCCCCCACCGCGUCCCAGCCAUGAUACAUCCCCAUCCCGGCCACCACGCCACCCUCCAGCUCUGCCCUGGGGCUGCUCCAGGCCUGCUCCCUGCAUGGGACAACAUACGCGGGGGCUGAGCCCACUGCCCUGGGGCUGCCCUGCUUGCUGCCACCCUCAUCUCAUUCUGCACAGCCCAGAACGACCUGGCUGCGGAGUAGGAAGAAGCUUCCCUCAGCCCCGUAAGGCGAUAGAGCUGGUGCACCAGGAAUGGCAGUGGGUGCACUUUGUUACAAACUGAUGUCUGGAAGGUGUUUUCAUAAAUAUGAAUUAAAUACAAA
Aquila chrysaetos chrysaetos is the source of this 4812-nucleotide messenger RNA. It is a transcript of the gene WNK4, whose product is annotated as WNK lysine deficient protein kinase 4. Gene Ontology annotation, biological process: protein phosphorylation; intracellular signal transduction; renal sodium ion absorption. The record is from RefSeq and is a predicted model, not a curated record. NCBI's taxonomy places the organism in Eukaryota, Metazoa, Chordata, Aves, Accipitriformes, Accipitridae. Gene Ontology annotation, molecular function: ATP binding; protein serine/threonine kinase activity; chloride channel inhibitor activity. Gene Ontology annotation, cellular component: cytosol; cytoplasm.